Messenger RNA from Linum tenue, 2946 nucleotides. The record is from the annotation of a GenBank genome assembly. Lineage: Eukaryota; Viridiplantae; Streptophyta; Magnoliopsida; Malpighiales; Linaceae.
CCGCCAUUGCUUUCUCUCUCACUCACUUUCUCCUGAGUUCUGAUUCCCUGUGACGAUCGUAUCGUAUCUCUUCAAAUUUGACCGGCGGUGCUCUUUUCCCCAGUUUUCAUAGGCACUUCCGAGAGGAUUCUGGGUUUGUUUCGGUUUCUUGUUGUUAGUCGAGUGAUAUGGCUUUCUGAAUUGUGAUCGUUGUGGCUGCUGUUUGUUCUUAUGCCGAAUGAUUGUUUGGAGCUUUCCCAAGUGUUUUCUUUAGCUUGGAUUAUGGUUUUGAUCGAGUGGAGUCUCUGUGGAGAUUGAGCUGCGGUUAGGAUUUUCUUCUUCUUCUUCUUCCAGUGCAGAGACUGGUCUAGAAAAGAGGGGUUUCAGGGUUGGCAUAAAAAUUUGGCAGCUUUUUCGCUGUCUUCUAUCUACUGGAUUGGGGAGUUAGGCAAGCGGCAGUUGUUUGCUUUAUUAACUUUCCUGAUCAGGAAUCACGCUUCCUGUUUUGCGGUGUGAAGUGGGUUUUGCAUUUGCGUAGGAAAGAUCGCAACUUUUUGUUGUUUCUUUGAAGCUAACGCUCUACAAGUUACCUUAAUCCGCCAUCGUGUUUCUUGGCAGCUGGUAAACUUGCAACUAAGUGUUAAGUUUCCUUUGCGGUAUCCCAAAAGAAACAUUUGGUUGCGUUUGACUAGGACAGUUACUGUGUGUCAUAUUCUUUACUCUGUAUCAUAUACAGGAGCUUAAUCUAUUAUGAUGUUUCUAAUCCUUUCUUCCUUUAUUCGAUUCUGUAGUGACUUUGUUCAUCAAAUGUCGGAAUGACAUUACUUGUAUAGCUCUUUGAGCAGAUGGUGUAAGUGGACUAGAGCCAAAAUUUAGCAAACAUGGGUGGGAUUUGUUCAAGGAAGAGAGACCAAGAGGUCAUUGGGGAUGGUAUUGCCAGCAGAAUUUCAGGAAGGUAUGGUAAAAGUGGGAGUUCAAAAUGGCUUCGCAACUCAUUUGGUCAUGUUGCCGUUGCUGACUGCCAAGCAGGAGGCAAUCGCCCCUCUUUGAUGGAACUAUGCAUACAGCAAAUAUGCAAGGACAUUGAAAGGUAUAAGUCCUUUUCUGUACUUCCAAGGGAUAUAAGCCAGCAAAUAUUUAAUGAGUUGGCGUUGACUCAUAGCCUCAAUGAUGAUUCUCUUGUAGCGUUUCUCGAUUGCGCUCUGCAGGAUGUUCAUUUAGGUGACUAUCCAGGGGUGAAGGAUAGUUGGAUGGAUGUAAUAUCUUCACAGGGAUCAUCUCUACUUUCCUUGGACCUUUCCGAUUCGGAAAUCACAGAUGCUGCUUUGGUUUGUCUAAAAGAUUGUUCGAACCUUCAGGAAAUGACUCUAAAUUAUUGUGAAAGUAUUACCGAGCAUGGGCUGAAACACAUAAGGGGCCUUAACAGCUUAACUUCUUUGAGUUUCAAAAGGAGUACUGCUAUUACCGCUGAAGGGAUGCAAGCCUUCUCUACUUUGGUUAAUUUAGAGAAGUUGGACCUGGAAAGAUGCUCCCAGAUUCAUGGUGGACUAAUUCAUCUGAAAGGUCUCACUAAUCUGAAGGAAUUGCAAUUAUCCAAUUGUAACAUCACGGAUUUUGGGGUUUCCUUAUUGAGAGGUUUGGAGAAGAUUGUCAUACUGAACUUGGAAGGUUGUAAUGUGACAACUGCGUGUUUGGAUUCACUUUCAGCUCUUGUAAAUCUUGCAUACUUAAAUUUAAGCAGAUGUGGGUUGUCAGAUGAGGGAUGUGAUAAGUUUUCUGUCAUUCAGCUUUCAACAUGCAAGGUGAUUGAGUGUUUGAGAAAACAUGCAGAGCUGAAGAAGUUGAAGGUAUUGAGUUUGGCAUUCAACAACAUUACAGAUGCUGUUUUGGUCCAUCUAAAAGGCUUAAAGAACUUAGAGAGCUUGAACCUGGAUUCUUGUAAGAUUGGUGAUGAAGGGCUCGCUAACUUGUCUGGACUUCCCCUCAAAAGUUUGGAGUUGUCUGAUACUGAAGUUGGCAGCAGUGGUCUUCGUCAUCUUUCAGGUUUGAACCAACUGGAAAGCUUAAAUCUGUCUUUCACCUUGGUCACCGAUGGUGGUCUGCGGAGAUUAUCUGGGUUGACUUCUCUUAAAUCACUCAACUUGGAUGCUCGUCAGAUUACAGAUACUGGUCUUGCCGCUCUUACAAGUUUGACAGGUCUGACCCAUCUGGACCUCUUUGGAGCUCGAAUUUCAGAUGCUGGAACAAAAUAUUUGCAACACUUCAAGAAUCUCCAAUCCCUGGAAAUAUGUGGUGGUGGUAUAACAGAUGCUGGGGUUAAGAACAUCAAAGAUCUUUCUCGCCUAACCGUGUUGAACCUGUCACAGAACAGCAACCUCACAGACAAAACCUUAGAAUUGAUCUCUGGGUUGGAGGGCUUAGUGUCGCUGAACAUUUCAAAUUCUCUGAUAACCAACAAGGGUCUGAGGCAUUUGAGGCCAUUGAAGAAUUUACACUCCCUAACCUUGGAGUCCUGUAAGGUGACUGCCUCCGAGAUAAGGAAGCUACAGUUAACUGCACUCCCCAAUCUGGUGAGCUUUCGUCCAGAGUAAAGAAGCGCGAUGUGGACACAUAUAGUGAAAGGGGAACUACUUGUAAAUAUAGCUUCAUAUGCUCUCAGCUGGUGGUAUUAUGCCAUGUACAGUCUCUAAAUAAGUAUACCUACCGCCUCAUCUGGCCGAAGGGAAGUUUGAAGGCUAGCAAUAGGAAGCAAGUCAUGCAGAAAGAAAGCCAUCAAAGUGUAUGUAAAUAUAGUGGGGUUUUUCUGCCUGCUGGAACCAUUGAAUGAAAGUUGUACAUAUAUGUUUUUAUCAAGCGGCACAUGAAAACUUCUGCCCUAGUUUCUGUGAUUAUCAUAGCAUAGUCAGAACAGAGUCUAACAACAUAGCAUCAACCUGGAUAAAGCAGAGCUCAAGAACAUUCGUUCCU